GCCGGCGACGGUGCGAUGGCAGCGCAGCGGCUGGGCAAGCGCGUGCUGAGCAAGCUGCAGUCCCCGUCGCGGGCCCGCGGCCCGGGGGGCAGCCCCAGCGGGCUGCAGAAGCGGCACGCGCGAGUCACCGUCAAGUACGACCGGCGGGAGCUGCAGCGGCGGCUGGACGUGGAGAAGUGGAUCGACGGAAGGUUGGAGGAGCUGUACCGAGGCAGGGAGUCAGACAUGCCGGAUGAGGUCAACAUCGACGAGCUAUUGGAAUUGGACAGUGAAGAGGAAAGAUGCCGGAAAAUCCAGGGACUUCUGGAGGCUUGUGCAAAUCCCACAGAGGACUUCGUCCAGGAGCUACUGACCAAGCUUCGGGGCCUGCACAAACAGCCCGGCUUCCCGCAGCCCAGCCCCUCAGAUGACCCCAGCCUGAGCCCCCGCCAGGACCGGGCCCACACCGCCCCACCCUGACUGCGCCUGCCUCUGCGCCCCACCCCCAAAGCCCAGAUUGUUUCUAAGUUGUAUUUAAUGGUUCUGUAAUUGCC
Molecule: messenger RNA, 533 nt
Organism: Mus pahari (shrew mouse)
Lineage: Eukaryota; Metazoa; Chordata; Mammalia; Rodentia; Muridae
Gene: Ppp1r14a
Product: protein phosphatase 1 regulatory inhibitor subunit 14A
Exons: 4
Coding region: 16-459 (147 amino acids)
Biological process (GO): regulation of phosphorylation
Cellular component (GO): cytoplasm
Molecular function (GO): protein serine/threonine phosphatase inhibitor activity
Source: RefSeq, a predicted model, not a curated record